Harpegnathos saltator (Jerdon's jumping ant) is the source of this 1179-nucleotide messenger RNA. RefSeq names its product dehydrodolichyl diphosphate synthase complex subunit DHDDS. Gene Ontology annotation, cellular component: endoplasmic reticulum; dehydrodolichyl diphosphate synthase complex. The transcript is spliced from 5 exons. The record is from RefSeq and is a predicted model, not a curated record. Gene Ontology annotation, molecular function: ditrans,polycis-polyprenyl diphosphate synthase [(2E,6E)-farnesyl diphosphate specific] activity. NCBI's taxonomy places the organism in Eukaryota, Metazoa, Arthropoda, Insecta, Hymenoptera, Formicidae. Gene Ontology annotation, biological process: polyprenol biosynthetic process. The coding region runs from base 51 to 944 and encodes 297 amino acids.
AGUGAGACAGUGUAUGUUUUCAUAAAUUCAUUAAAUUAUUCGAAAAUAUAAUGUCGUGGAUAAAGGAGCGCACUUUGAAUUGGUUUCAAUUUUUGGCUGCGAAGAUUAUGAGAAUUGGCCAUGUGCCCAGGCAUGUAGCGUUUAUAAUGGAUGGCAAUAGACGUUAUGCAAAUAAGAAACAUGUGGCAAAAGUAGAGGGACACACAAAGGGGUUUAACAUGUUAGCAGACACGUUGAGUUGGUGCACGGAUCUUGGUAUUACAGAAAUGACGGUGUAUGCUUUCAGCAUAGAGAACUUUAAACGUAACAAAGAGGAAGUUGAUGCACUUAUGGAGCUUGCCAAACAAAAAUUUGAGCGUCUCUUAGAAGAGAAGGAUAAACUGAUGGAGCGUGGGAUAUGCGUUCGUAUAAUCGGCAAUUUGUCAUUAAUUCCAGAAGACAUAUGUAAAUUAAUCGCUAAAAUUAUGACGAUCACUAAAGAUAAUAAUAAAGCAUUUUUAAAUAUUGCUUUCGCUUAUACAUCAAGAGAUGAAAUCACCUGUGCAAUUAAGGAUAUAGUUAAAGGUGUAAAACAUAAUGAAAUUGUACCGGAAGACAUCAAUGAAGACCUCAUUUCUAACUGUUUAUAUACUUACAAUUCUCCAGAUCCUGAUUUAUUGAUUCGCACCUCAGGAGAAGUCAGACUCAGUGACUUCCUCAUGUGGCAAAUCUCCGAUAGUUGUGUCUACUUCACUAAUGUAUUGUGGCCCGAGUUCACCAUAUGGGAUUUUCUUAGUGCAAUUUUAUAUUAUCAGAGGUGUUACUCUGAUUUGCAAAGAGUUGCAAGAAUACAAAAUUCAAAAUCAAUCACGCAUAACUACAGAGCGUUUACAUAUGUAAAUAAGUUGCAUCAUGAACGUCAGGUUAUGAUUAAAAAUAUGUACCUUUCAGCAGUUCAAUCAUAAAAAGAAAGACUUUUGGAAGAGCGCUACAUAUUCCUGUGAGUACAAUUAUCAGUCAAACAUGCUGAGGAACUGGUAGGUGUAUGUAUAAAUGCAUAUGUGUGUGAUACAUACACAUAUUAUUUCAAAUUAAUUUGUCAGAAUAAUAUAAUUUAUUGUUCUCUCAAUUUUUAUGGACAUAAACUCUAUCACAUAAAAUUCCUAGAUAUAUAAUUUAUCAACUUAUUGGUGUGUACAC